AUGGAUAUAGUGAAAACUUUAAAUUGUAAUAGAGCAAUCACAGACCUAGAUUCACUCACAACCAAUCUAGUUGAAUCAUGCGUUAAAGAUACUGAAGAAAACUAUCAGAGAUUCUGGAGACAUAAACUUGAAGACUCAUCCAAACUUACCUUCUACACAAGCAUAAAGGAAGACUAUGAGCUUGAAACUUAUUUGACUACCAUAACUAAUUCAAACCAAGGAAAACGUUUAACACAGCUCCGACUAAGUAACCAUAAACUAAUGAUUGAACUCGAUAGAUACGAUAUAUGUAAGAUCUGCCAGGCAGGAGAAAUUGAAAGGGAACAUCACUUCCUAACAUCCUGUGAAGCCUAUAGUAGUCUUCGAGAAAAGUUUGAAAUGAUUUGGUAAGUGAUUCCACCAAUGAAACAGAUUUAAACGAACACAGUUUAUCAGUUGAGAUAAUGAAAUCAACUGAUAAAGAAACCGUGAUAAAAUUAUCAAAAUUUAUCUCUUUAUGUUUUGAGAAGAGAUCUAAACACCUUGAAGCUCGGAAUGCUGACAGUCAUUAGGCUAUCGAACUAACUCCCAAACUUCUUCAAACUACAUACAUACUGUAAAUAGAGUAUUCAUUUAUAAACUAGGUCUUUCUUUAUAUCAAUAUAACUUCAUUUUUAUUCCUUGUAUUGCUCACAGUGUCAUAUUACUACAAAACAUUUUGCAUUUGUAAAUAUUUAUAAAUUAACUAGUAAGCUUUAGCAAUACUUGUAUGUAAAGUCUUGCUAAUAAAGCCAUUUGUUACUGUUACUGUUAAAAAAAUUAAUUUCGAACGUAUUUUGAUAUAAAUAAUGGUAUAAGAAAAAAAUUUUCUUAACUAAAAUUUAACAUUUAUUGAUCGAAUAAAAGGGUUUGACCCAUGUUGUGACAGCAAAUUGUCCAAAAAAAAUUUUUUUGAACUUUAAUUAAACGGAUGUUCGAGCCGAAAAAUUAUUUUGACCCUUUUUUUAAACUCCGGGAGAAAAUUACCCUCCCCCCCGCUCGUCAACAUUUUCGGCAAAAAUAGGGCCCCGAAACAAAAAAUUGUCCCGGCCCCCGAAAUUCUCUGAUAGGCCCUGGCUACUAUAUUUUCAAGUACAUGAACUUUGAGAAUAAAUCGACUAGAUUUAGAGUCGCUAGAUAACAACGAUUCCAAACAUAUAUAAAUGUAUGUUUCAUCAAGUUUUAAAAAUUAUAUCUGGAAUUUACUCUCUACGAAAAUAUAUCAUCCAAUUAAUAUUUUACUAUUAAUAUAACUCAAAAUAUAAACACUUUAAUUAUAUUCUUUUUUCUUUUUAACUAGUGCAGCUACGAGAAGUAUUCGAGUCGACUUGGAAUCGCCACAUUACAACGAAUCCAAAGAUAUAUAAUUAAAUAGUCUGUUCAACUGUUUCAUCAACCUCGUACCCAGGGCCUUCUGCUGAGGGCGAAGGCCCUGGUAAAUGCUGGUCAAAUACUCCCAGAAUUUAGGAGUAUUUUUGAAUCUCAUUAAAAUUUAUAAUGGCGAUCAGGGGGGAGGGGAGUUCGAAGGAGUUAAAAUGGAAAGCAAUUUAACAUGGAUGACAAAAGGUUUCAAAAGACAAAAUCUAUACUUUAAUAAGCAGCAAUACUUACAAUUUCAGUCAAAGGUAAGUUACAAAAUACUUUAUAUAUUUUAGUUAAAUUGUCUCAUGAGACUCAUGAAUGUUAUUGUCGAUACGUUACAUUACUUAAGAUUAUGAAAAUAUACGAAUAUAAAAGUUUAUUAAGGAAGUCUGAAAAUAUUUACGUGUAUUAAUAAGGCAAUUACAAACUCACAAUAUCCCUUCAGGUUGUGACUGAUGAGAAAUUAUUUAUAUCUUACAUUCUUUCUUAUGCAUUUCUUUAACAUAUAAAAAAACUGAAGAAACGCUCUUACGUCCCUCAGUAAGUCAGUUUAUACGAUUUCUAUGUACCCACGAGGUCAUAUUUACUCGUUUGAGUUAUUUCUAUUAAUGAAAAAUCCUUUUUAUUUUUGGGUUUUGUCUCCCAUAGCAAUCUGCUUUUUGUGCUUUUCUAACCAUGUGAAAAGUUCACUCAUAUUAACUGAUGAUGUUGGUGAAACAACAAUUUCUUUAAAAUUGUGAUGAUAUCUGCCUUUCUUUGUGUUGAAUGGUUGUAAUUUUCGUAGAUCCUGAAACAUCAUGACUUCUUCAUUACUGGUUUCCUUGUGUGUAUGAGAUUGAGAUGCUGGUUUGAUAUUGCUGACUUCAUUCACUCUCUUCACUAUUUGAUCGACACCUGCAGCAGUUUUAGAUGCCCUCAUCAUUGCUUGAGGAGUCUUGUUGGCCCCCAUUCCCUUGACAAUAUCUUUGCUUACACGAUUACAUAUCUCUUGCGCCAUAUCACAUGCUAUAUUUUUCCCUUCUCCACCAUUCCAAUUUACAAAUCUGCCCCAUUUCAAGCGAUGAGCCAUUUCUUCAGAGCACAGAGACUUGAUUUGAGCAAUCCAUGUGAACAUCUCCACAGAAUAGUUUUUAAAUGAGUUAGAUGACUUAAAGUACAUUAAUAGCCUUUUCUUAUUGAUCAUGCUUCUUUCUCCAUCACCCUCUUUACACGUAUCGAUCAAUUGCAUGAGGAAAACCACAAGCUCAAUAACAUUGAGCCCAUAUGCCCUGUCAAAAAAUAUAUAGAGAAUAAUACAUGGGUGUGCAGAAAUACCAGAUUUAUUUUGAGUGUUAAACAUGAUAUACAGGACAGUCUUUGAAAAGCGAUAAUUUUUAAGGACAGUCUUUGAAAAGUGAUAAUUUUUACAGAAAAGCGAUGAUUGAAAAGCAUAAUUUUCACAUGUGAGAUUAUCAUGAAUAAUCUCACAUGUGAGAUUGUCACUUUUAUCAGUGCUAAAAAUCUCUAUAAAGCACUAUACUAUAUAAGAAAAGUCAAUUAUGAAUGGGUAUUCCUAAAAUAUUAUUUUUCAGCAUGCUACCUACCUUACUUUGUCCGAUUCAAAAAUUUCUUGCUCUCCUUUUGGCAAAGCAUAUUCAUUUACAAAUUCCCCAACAACUUCCUGAAAAUAUUCUAUCUUCUUUUCAUUUUCCUGGCUAUGGAUAUCUGCUGGAGGUACAUGUUUGGUUGGGCUUUCUUCUAAAUUCCCCAUUCCCCAAAAUUCCAUUGCUGCUUCCAAAAGGUAUGCUUGACCCACCUGAAGUAGCAGUUGCUCACACCCUUCAUAAGAAUCAGUAACUUUCUUCGGAGUUACAUUACGGUGAUUGAAUUUUUCACGAAAGAACUUUAAGGUGCCAACUUCCCUGGUCGAUUCUGCCUUGUAUAGGAGGUUGUAUACAAACUAGGAUAUUAAGCAAAUACAUUUAUAUCUUAAAACUUCAAAGGCAACAUUGUGUGUUUGAAGUUAUUUGGCAUAUUUAUUAAUUUAAAUUUUAUUUCUCUUUUACCUGAACAUAGGCCAUCUUUGUGUGGAACAGCUCGGCAACAAACGGACAACAAUGAUCAAAACGAUGUUUUGCAGUAUUGGCACCAGCUCUUAAAUCUUUUGCUCCUGCAAACCUCACCCUGGUCAUCUGGUCUCCCCCAAAUG
Molecule: messenger RNA, 3568 nt
Organism: Paramuricea clavata
Lineage: Eukaryota; Metazoa; Cnidaria; Anthozoa; Malacalcyonacea; Plexauridae
Source: the annotation of a GenBank genome assembly